Cotesia congregata is the source of this 858-nucleotide messenger RNA. NCBI's taxonomy places the organism in Eukaryota, Metazoa, Arthropoda, Insecta, Hymenoptera, Braconidae. The record is from the annotation of a GenBank genome assembly.
AUGGAAAAUCCAUUAAGUUUAGCUGAAAAGACAUUUAUUCUUCAUGGUGUAGAUGCAGAUCUGAGGAUAGAUGGACGUCGUCAAUGUGAAUACCGGUCAAUUGAAAUUGAGACAAAAUUAAUGCCACAAACAAAUGGAUCAGCGCGGUUAAGAAUUGGGAAUACCGACGUCCUAGUAGGUGUCAAGGUUGAAGUGGAUACUCCAUUUCCCGAUAGACCUUAUGAGGGGAAGCUGGAUUCUGCUAACGCAACCCCGGAAUUUGAAGGUAAAGGCGGAGACGAUUUGGCUACAGAGAUCAGCAAUGUUCUUGCAAACGCUUACCAGUCACGAAAAACAUUUAAUCUUAAAUUUUUGUCAAUAUUACCCCACAAAAAAUGCUGGAAAAUGUAUGUUGACGUUUUGAUUUUACAGUGUGGUGGAAAUUUAUAUGACGCUAUUGGAGCUGCAGUGAAAGCUGCUUUAUUCAACACGGAGAUUCCAAGAGUGACGGCUGCAACAUUGGAUGGUGGAGAAGCUGACCUGCAAGUCUCUGAUGAUCCAUUUGACUGCGUCACUUUGAAUGUUGAAUCUUUCCCAGUACUCGUCACAUUAUGCAAAAUAGGUGAUAACUGUAUUGUAGAUCCGAUAGCUGAAGAAGAAGCUUGUGCAGCAGCUAGUGUAGUUUUAUCAGUAAUUCCUUCAGGAGAAAUCACGUCAGUUGUAAAAACAGGAUACGGAAGUCUUCAACCAGCUACGUUUAUAAAAACUCUGCAGAUUGGAAUUGCAGUAGGAAAAAAAUUAAAUGAAUCAUUAAUGGACGCUCUAAAAAAAGAAAAAUCACUUGGACCUAAAAGACCAAUCGUUAGUUUUCUACGUUAA